ACAAUUUGAUAUGACGUCAUAUAGGAUUUACUGUGAUUGAAAGCUGUUAUAUUUACAUGAAAUUUUUACUGCAAAGAUGACUGUUAAUUCUAUAUUUUGCCUUAUCUGUAUGACCCUACCUUUUUUCAUUGUUACUGUUUUAUCUAAAAAAACUCCAAUUAGAGUUGUUGAAGAACCAACUUCUUUUGGGAACUCAUUCCAAAGUAAUUUCCACAAUCCUAAUGAACUUCAUAAAAGAGUAGAUGCAGCUAAUUUCAUUGGUCCUGAGCACUUAAAACAUAUAUAUGGAAGAUGUUUUACAUUAAUUGAUAAUGCUUAUAAAUACUCAUUUUGUCCUUUUGACAAUGUCACUCAACAUGAGCAAAAUUUUAGAUGGAAUCCAUAUAAUGGCAUACUAGGAGUUUGGUCAUAUUGGGAAACGAAAGAUGGUUACUUCCAAUCAAUGAUUUUUAAAAAUGGUGACGAUUGUAAUAAUCUAGAAAAGGGGGCUAUAACAAGAUCUGUUAAAGUUCAUCUCUUGUGCGGUACUGACAAUAACGUAACAAAAGUUUGGGAACCGACAACUUGUAAUUAUGAACUUAAUUUUUCUACACCAUUAGUUUGUCACAAAGAUUCAUUGCUUAUCUAUCCAAUGUUGAAUCAAUCAUUAAGAAAAGAAAUUGAUGAAAUAGAAAAUGACCUCGAGAGUGAAAUCCUGUCAAAAGAAGGCUACAAGGCACGUGUAAAAAAGGUUUACAUUGAGGCUGGUAUCAUCAAAGAACAAGGUAAUUUUAUAAAAGAGGUAACGACAAAAUCAAACACUCUAAACGAAUCCUUAGACAAAGAAAGGCAUUGUGGAAAGGAAGAGAUUGAAGAAUUACGCAAACUAAGACGAAAGGUCAAAAACUACGAACAAAUUCUUAGAGAGAAUAAUAUAACCUUUAAUAACACAUAA
Dimorphilus gyrociliatus is the source of this 934-nucleotide messenger RNA. NCBI's taxonomy places the organism in Eukaryota, Metazoa, Annelida, Polychaeta, Dinophilidae. The record is from the annotation of a GenBank genome assembly.